Molecule: messenger RNA, 1305 nt
Organism: Aspergillus fischeri NRRL 181
Lineage: Eukaryota; Fungi; Ascomycota; Eurotiomycetes; Eurotiales; Aspergillaceae
Product: DUF500 and UBA/TS-N domain protein
Exons: 2
Coding region: 1-1305 (434 amino acids)
Molecular function (GO): protein binding; phosphatidylinositol binding
Source: RefSeq, a predicted model, not a curated record
AUGUCCUCAACAGCAAAUAAUACCAAAACUACAUCCCCAUCUCCUCCAAGCGCCGGGACCAAAAAGUCCCUAACACAAAACAAAGCAUGGAUCUACGGCAAAAAAGGCUUCGACAAAGCCUGGGACGCCCUUGACAAAGUCGGCGCCCCGGUCAACCGGCUAAGCAACAAACUUGGCUCCGAAGCCUUCUGGCCCAUGACGCUGGACAAAGAAAGCGAAAAGGCCGCUCGGAUCCUGCGCAGUUUCUGUAAGGAAGGAGUAUACGUUGCCGACGAUGCGACCGUGGCAAGCCGGGAACAGACACCCGACGGGAAGAUUGACAAACCACGGGGUAAACCCAAGGUUCUGCAGAAGAUUCCUGCGGAGGUGAUCCGCCAGGCGAAGGGGAUUGCCAUCUUCACGGCCAUGCGAACGGGACUGUGGUUCAGCGGCGCUGGUGGGAGUGGGAUCCUCAUCGCUCGCGUGCCCGAGACGGGGGAAUGGAGUGCACCGUCAGGGAUAUUGCUGCAUACCGCUGGUCUCGGCUUCCUGGCUGGCAUAGACAUCUACGACUGCGUCAUGGUCAUCAAUACGUACGAGGCGCUGGAGGCGUUCACCAAAGUGCGAGUGACGCUGGGAAGCGAGAUCUCCGUCGCGGCUGGGCCGGUUGGCAUGGGAGGGGUGCUGGAGUCGGAAGUGCACAAACGACAGGCUCCCAUUUGGUCGUACGUCAAGAGUCGCGGCUUCUACGCGGGGGCACAGAUUGACGGGACGAUUCUCAUUGAGCGCAAUGACGAGAAUGAGCGGUUUUAUGGGCGCAAGGUGACUGUCAAGGAGAUCAUGGCUGCUCACGUCCGGACGGAGAACGCGUCUGUCAGGAUGUUGACGCAUACUCUCCAUUCAGCCCAGGGUGACAAGCAGUUUGAUCAGACUCCCUCUGGAGUUGCUGUACCGACGGGACCGAGUCCGAGUGAUAUCGCGCCCGAGGAUCUGGCAAAUUCGAAUCUCAUGGCACACGGGGCAUUGGCCGCCCCGGCUCAGACGGCUACUGAAACUCCUGCUACCUUCAACGACCGUUCAGUACACUUAGAUGGCGUCCAGAACGAAGAGGCCGUCGUGGCGCAGAUGGAGAGCAUGGGCUUUGCUAGAAUCGAUAUCGAUCGAGCCAUGAGAGCGGCGUCGUUCAACCCCGAUCGCGCCGUGGAGUAUCUGCUGAAUGGGUUUCCCGAUGAUGAGCAUCCUGAGCAACAGCAACAGCCGGCCGUUGGUCCCGCGCCAGUUCAUCCCGAGCUUCCAGCUCCUCCUCUUCCCCCGAGACGUCACUAA